AUGUUUAAGGAAUAAGUUUCUAAACCUCCUGUAAAAAUUAAGUCUAUUUUUCAAUUUACUUAUUGGUAUGGCAGGUUAUUGCCUUUGAUAUUUUUUCAAGAAUAAUUGGAUUUAAAAUUCACACCUCUUUAUAUAGUCUAAAGAAGUACAUCUUCAAAUGUUGAUUAGGUACUUUAUGGGAUGUUUAUACAGGAUAAUAAAAAGCCAAAUUAAAUGGUCAUAGUGAUUAGGUAAAUUCAGUUUGUUUCUCACCUGAUGGUAUUAGAUUAGCAUCUGGUUGUAAUGAUAACUCUAUAUGUUUAUGGAUAGUUACAAAGAUUAUUUUAUCAAACGUUUAAACCUAAAAUAAUCUAAUAGAAUUUAGUAUUUAUUAAUUAUUAUUUUUAGCAAACUCAUAUAUGACCAUUCUUCGCAUAUCCAAAUCCCUUGUGUUUCUAUCAUAAAAUACUCUCGUACUUAAAGGGAAAUUCGUCAAUCAUUAAGGAGUAGAUUUAAGAUAAUUAUUGAUAUCAAAAGGCAGUACCUUUUUAGUGAACGAUAAAGAAAAAUUAUAAAAGAAUAAAUGA
Molecule: messenger RNA, 566 nt
Organism: Paramecium sonneborni
Lineage: Eukaryota; Ciliophora; Oligohymenophorea; Peniculida; Parameciidae
Source: the annotation of a GenBank genome assembly